CACGUCCAUUCAUGUCCGAACUCUCGCCGAGGCAAGGUCGUUACACGCGCUUCUGAACUUUUGAACUGCGCGGUUGCUGCCGCGCGUCGUCACCGAAACGUACGGACGUGGUGUGGCCCAAACGCCCAAAUUGAUUUCAUUUCGAAAAAUCCACAAAAAUGAGAAACAGCAUUUUAGAGCAGUGCCAGUGAGAAUUUCCAUCGGAAAUUGAAUAAUACGAAAACCAAUACAAAUACACGAAAAUAUCCAAGAGAAAUUGGCGAACAGUGAAACAAGAAACCAGUGAAAUAGUAGAGAAAACCAGAGAAAACCCCAAAAUUCCCAUUAAAAUGUCAAUUCGGGAUUGAGAACCAGAGAAACGCAAACUACUCCCUAGAACAUCUCAGAGAGAUUCUGCUCCCUGUUCCCCCAAGAAAUACCCAGAAGUGCAGCCGGAAUGGAGUUCCCGCUGCUGCUGCUCCUCGUGAACGUACUGCUGCUUGGUAGCGCCUCGGAUUGGAGCUGCCUGGCAGCACUGUCGCCCAAGGAGAGCGGCGACAACUCUGCCAGUGCCAUGCUGGGCGGAGGCGCUGGCUCCGCCUCCGUCUCGCUCUCGGGCGACUAUUCCUCGCUCCUGUCGGCCGCCAUGCCACCCGCAUCCGCCGACGACUCCUCGCCAGCAGCGCCCGCCCACAGCGGACCGAGCAACCAGUGCUCGUGGACGUACAACGGCACCAGCUCCGUGCACUGUGCCCUGCGGCUGAUCGAGCGUCAGCCAGGUCUCGAUCUCCAGGGAGCCGAUGGCAGCAGCCAGCUGACGAUCCAGUGCAGCGACCUCUACCUCUUCGAGUCCACACUCCCGGUGGCGGUGUUCGCCCGCCUGCAGACGCUGGAGACGCUGCGCCUGGAGGCGUGCAAGCUUCUGCAGCUGCCCAACAACGCCUUCGAGGGCCUGGGCACGCUCAAGACGCUGCGUCUGAGCAGCCACAACGCCGAAUGGGGUCCGGCCAGGGCGCUGGAGCUCUAUCCGGACUCGCUGAACGGCCUGAAGCAGCUCACGGAGCUGGACAUGAGUGACAACAACCUGAGGGCUCUGCCCGCGGGCUUCUUGUGCCCCGUGGGAAACCUGCAGGCGCUCAACCUGACCCACAACCGCAUCCGCACCGCUGAGCAGCUGGGAUUCGCGGACAUGAACUGCAGCGGGGGCAGCGAGCUGCAACUGUUGGACGCCAGCCACAACGAGCUGCGCUCCAUCACGGAGAGCUGGGGCAUCUCGCGGCUGCGACGGCUGCAACAUCUCAACCUGCAGCACAACAACAUCUCGGAGCUGUCGGGGGAGGCGCUGGCGGGGCUCGCCUCACUGCGGAUCGUGAACCUAAGCAACAACCACCUGGAGACGCUGCCCGAGGGCCUGUUUGCCGGCUCCAAGGAGCUGCGCGAGAUCCAUCUGCAGCACAACGAGCUGUACGAGCUGCCCAAGGGGCUGUUCCACCGGCUGGAGCAGCUGCUGGUGGUGGACCUGUCGGGCAACCAGCUGACCUCCAACCACGUGGACAACACGACCUUUGCGGGACUGAUCCGCCUCAUCGUGCUCAAUCUGGCGCACAACGCCCUCACCCGGAUCGACUACCGCACCUUCAAGGAGCUCUACUUCCUGCAGAUCCUCAAUCUGCGCAACAACUCCAUCGGCCACAUCGAGGACAACGCCUUCCUGCCGCUCUACAACCUGCACACCCUGAACCUGGCCGAGAACCGCCUCCACACGCUGGACGACAAGCUGUUCAACGGCCUCUACGUGCUCUCGAAGCUCACGCUGAACAACAACCUCAUCAGCGUGGUGGAGCAGGCCGUGUUCAAGAACUGCUCCGACCUGAAGGAACUGGACCUCAGCUCGAACCAGCUGAACGAGGUGCCGCGCGCCCUCCAGGACCUGGCCAUGCUCCGAACCCUCGACCUGGGCGAGAACCAGAUCAGGACGUUCGACAAUCAGAGUUUCAAGAACCUGCACCAGCUGACGGGGCUGCGGCUGAUCGAUAACCAGAUCGGCAACAUCACAGUGGGCAUGUUUCAGGACCUACCCCGGCUGAGCGUGCUCAACCUGGCUAAGAACCGCAUCCAGAGCAUCGAGCGCGGCUCCUUCGACAAGAACUUCGAGCUGGAGGCCAUCCGGCUGGACAGGAACUUCCUCUCGGACAUAAACGGGGUGUUCGCGACGCUGGUGUCCCUGCUCUGGCUGAAUCUCUCGGAGAACCACCUGGUGUGGUUCGACUACGCCUUUAUCCCGUCGAACCUCAAGUGGCUGGACAUCCACGGCAACUACAUCGAAGCCCUGGGCAACUACUACAAGCUGCAGGAGGAGAUCCGGGUGAAGACGCUAGACGCCUCUCACAACCGCAUCACGGAGAUCGGCCCCAUGUCCAUACCGAACACCAUCGAGCUGCUGUUCAUCAACAACAACCUGAUCGGUAACGUCCAACCCAACGCCUUCGUGGACAAGGCCAACCUGGCCCGCGUCGACCUCUACGCCAAUCAGCUGAGUAAGCUGCAGCUGCAGCAGCUCCGCGUGGCGCCCGUGGUGGCACCGAAGGCCCUGCCUGAGUUCUACCUGGGCGGCAAUCCCUUCGAGUGCGACUGCACCAUGGACUGGCUGCAGCGGAUCAACAACCUGACCACCCGGCAGCAUCCCCGAGUGAUGGACAUGCCCAACAUCGAGUGCGUGAUGCCGCACGCCCGCGGCGCUGCAGUGCGUCCGCUGAGCGCCCUGAAGCCCCAGGACUUCCUCUGCCGCUACGAGUCGCACUGCUUCGCGCUGUGCCACUGCUGCGACUUCGACGCCUGCGACUGCGAGAUGACCUGCCCCCAUAACUGCACCUGCUACCACGACCAGAUCUGGUCCACCAACGUGGUCGACUGCGGGGGCCAGCAGACCAUGGAGCUGCCGCGCCGCGUCCCCAUGGACUCGAGCAUCGUCUAUCUGGACGGCAACAACUUCCCGGUGCUCAAGAACCACGCCUUCAUCGGCAGGAAGAACCUCAAGGCCUUGUACGUCAACGGGAGCCAGGUGGCGGCCAUCCAGAACCGCACCUUCGCCAGCCUGACGUCGCUGCAGAUCCUCCAGCUGGCGGACAACCGACUCCAGACGCUGCACGGCUACGAGUUCGAGCAGCUCUCCUCGCUGCGGGAGCUCUACCUGCAGAACAACCUGCUGGCCACCAUUGAGAACGCCACCCUGUCGCCCCUGGUCUCGCUGGAGCUGCUCCGCAUCGAUGGCAACCGGCUGGUCACGCUGCCCAUCUGGCAGCUGCACGCCACCCACUUCGGCAGGCGACUGCGGUCCAUCGCCCUGGGACGGAAUCAGUGGAGCUGUCGCUGCCAGUUCCUCCAGGCCCUGACCUCGUACGUGGCGGAGAAUGCGCUGAUUGUCCAGGAUGCCCAGGACAUCUAUUGCAUGGCGGCGCCCAACACGGAUGGCUACGACGCCGCAUCCUACGACAGCAGCUCCUCCGAGGGAUCCCUGCAGAAGCGGGAACUGGACUUCAAUUCGACGGGAGCCGCCUGCACGGACUACUACUCGGGUGGAUCGAUGCUGCAGCACGGGAUUCCCGAGUCGUACAUUCCCCUCCUGGCCGCCGCCCUGGCUCUGGUCUUCCUCCUAGUCGUCAUCAUCAUCGUCUUCAUCUUCCGGGAGUCGCUCCGGAUCUGGCUGUUCGCCCACUACGGCGUCCGAGUCUUUGGCCCGCGCUGCGAGGAGUCCGAGAAGCUAUACGACGCCGUGCUCCUGCACUCGGCCAAGGACUCGGAGCUCGUGUGCCAGCACCUGGCCUCCGAGCUGGAGACGGGCCGUCCGCCGCUGCGUGUCUGCCUGCAGCACCGUGACCUUGCCCACGAUGCCACCCACUACCAGCUACUGGAGGCCACACGGGUCUCCCGUCGUGUCGUGAUCCUGUUGACCCGUAACUUUCUGCAGACGGAGUGGUCACGUUGCGAGCUGCGCCGCUCGGUCCACGACGCCCUCAGGGGACGCCCUCAGAAGCUGGUGAUCAUCGAGGAGCCAGAGGUGGCCUUCGAGGCGGAGAGCGACAUCGAGCUGCUGCCCUACCUGAAGACCUCGGCCGUGCACCGUAUCCGGCGCUCGGACCGCCACUUUUGGGAGAAGCUGCGCUAUGCCCUGCCCGCCGACUAUCCCACCUAUCGCGGCAACAACUACACUCUGGACCACAACCACGAGCGUGUCAAGCAGCCCGCCAGCCCAGGCCUGCUGUACCGCCAGGCCCCGCCACCCGCCUACUGCGGCCCAGCAGAGGGAGGCGCCCCCAGCGCCGCCACAGCUCCAGCCGAGCAGAACUAUUCCACGGCCACCACUGCCACCCCCAGUCCCAGGCCCCAGCGACGCGGAGAUCACCACGGAGGAGUCUCUGGCUCUGGGGCGGCUGCCGCACCGCACGGCCAUCACUUGCACGCCCAGUACUACCAGCACCACGGCAUGCGGCCGCCCUCGGAGCACAUCUACUCCAGCAUCGACUCGGACUACUCGACGCUGGACAACGAGCAGCACAUGCUGAUGAUGCCCGCUGGCCCCGUUGUCUCGUUGGAGGGGACCCCCAGGGCCCAGACCUGGCGCCCCAAGCAGCAACAGCAACAGCAGCCGGGCUUGCAGUCUGGCCCAUCCUCAGUGGGUCAUGUGGCCACAAUGGGACCCAGUGGCAAGACCCCACCCCAGCAACAACAGCAACAGCAGCAGGCAGUCGGAUCUGGCCAGCAGCAAGGUCCACAUGUCCAGGCGUAUCUCGUCUAGAGAGGAGCAGCAAGAGAGGGAGGAAGAGUAAGAGGAUACAGAAUGUGGCAUUCUGAGAGAGUGACAGUGAUUUCUUUAGGGACUGGUUCCUGUGCAUAAUUUUAAUUACUAAAAUAUGUGCGAGUUAAGCUAAGAGAUUAGAACGAGGGGAGCAUGAGCCCUGAGAAGGAAGGAAGGAAGGGAGGGAGAGCAGAUGAGGAGAAACUAUCCAGAGAUUUUAAUGUUAGACCCAUCCACAUACCGAAAACCCCCAGAAAACAAGCAGCAGGAAGCGCCUACAAAAAUUUUUUUUUUAUCUAGUGUAAAGUCAUUUUAGAUGCACUAAGCAAGCAUACGAGUACUCGUAGACAUAGGCACACAAUGCACACAGAUACAGCUACAAGAUACAGAUACAAGAUACAGCUGCAUUUAGUAGCGGAGGAGAGCCAAGCAGGGAAUGCAGUGGUAAUGGGAGUGUGUGUAUUCGCAGAGGGCGAGGGGGAAACUAUGUUAGCACAAUGCCAUUUCAAAGUUUUCAAAGUUUGCCACAGCAAAAGAAAGUUUUCCCCCACACGACUCCUGCCCGGGCUUUCAUUUGCUUAGCGCUGAGAAUGGCUCUGGAGAAUUCCGGAUAACUUUUUAAUAUGGUUUUAAUCAGUUGGACCGAACUAUUUGGCAUCCGAGGCACAGAGAUUCAUGCUCUCGGCUGAACUUUGGAGAGCCCUUGAAGCUUAGAAGUAAAUUGAUUGUUCCGAAAAGUGGCUCUCUGCACGCCCAAUCCCUCAGUACGAGUAGUGUCUGGCGUAUCGAUUUGUAAAUAGCUCCCACUACCAUAAACAGCAUUCAUAGUUAUUUAAAUACUGAUAGAUAUACACACAUAAAUACAUAGAUACAGGCUCGAUGCAUUUGCAGAUAUGUAACCAUAACCGUAUCCGUAUCCGUAUACGUAACCGAAACCGUAAACUUAUAGCGAUAAUUCAGCAACCACAUUCGAGUGCACAGGUAUGAUUCGUUCGAAUAAUGCACAGCAGCAGCCGAAGGCUCAGAGAUCAGUAAAUCGGUAAAUGGAAUCGGCGUGGUUGCAUGUGUAUAAAGCAUUCAUAAUUACUUAGCUAGCAAACCGAAAGGAGGACUCAUGAAUCUCGAAGCUCGAAGCUCGAAACUCGAAUCUCGAGUGGUUAACUACAAUAUACCAAUACGCAGAGACAGGCAGGCGGCAGACAGACACAAGCUCAUUUUAAACACUACGCUUACCAAACACUAACGAUAAUUGUAAUGCAACUUUUGCCCCAUGGCGUAUACACAAUAUUCAUACCUACAUACAUAAAAUACAUAGAGAUACAUACAUAUAUGUAGUAUGUAUUAUUCAGUGAAUAUAUAUAUAUAUAAAUGUGCGUGACUGUGUAAAGUAAAACUGAUAUUAGCGAACUGCAUGAGGUUUGCUCCAUAUAUACCAUAUACACAUACAUACAUACGAUAUAUAUAUCUAUAUCUAUAUCUAUAUCUAUAUAUAGAAUACCCGAGAAAAUGUUUAAAAACUGCCUAAAAAACAUAUGAGCAUUUAUUUCCGAUUGCAAAACUCGCCUACUCGUCAUUAGUUAAGCAAAAAUCAGUUGAAAACUAUCGCCAGAGUUGGAGAUACAAAGAGGGUUCCUUGCGGAACUCCUACGGAACGGACGGAAGGAUGGAAGGACGGACAAACACUUGUACCAGUAUGAAAGCCCAAAACUGUUAUUUAUUUUUAUCAUUUUGUAAUAUACCGCGAUAAGUUGUAGGUUUAGUUCUUUAAGACGACGAUUGAUGACGCUCUAUGAUAAUGGAUAAUUUUUUUUUUCGAUAAUUCAAUUUUUUGAAUAAUAACUAUUUAUAUACUAUAUACAUACAUCUAAAUCUAUGUACGACUACAACAACAAAACAAAGAUAUUUUUCCGUGUCGCCAGCGAACAAUGAAAAUGAAAUGAACAAUUUUUUUUUAAACAA
Drosophila miranda is the source of this 6733-nucleotide messenger RNA. It is a transcript of the gene Toll-7, whose product is annotated as toll-like receptor 7. Gene Ontology annotation, molecular function: protein binding. The record is from RefSeq and is a predicted model, not a curated record. The transcript has a single exon. Lineage: Eukaryota; Metazoa; Arthropoda; Insecta; Diptera; Drosophilidae. The coding region runs from base 437 to 4774 and encodes 1445 amino acids. Gene Ontology annotation, biological process: signal transduction.